CACAAAGUUGCUUAGUAAAGAAGCUUCAUUUUUCUCUCUUUCUUUUUAUUGGAAAAUUUUUCCCAUUCCUCAACUUCUCCUUCUCACCUCAAACCCCAAUUUCUCUAAGGAAGAAGAAGAAGAAGAAGAAGAAUUGAGAAGAAUUAUUGGAGGAUCAUAUAAAUAAGAAUGGGGAGAGGAAAGAUAGAGAUAAAGAGAAUAGAGAACACAACAAAUAGACAAGUGACAUUCUGUAAGAGAAGAAAUGGACUUUUGAAAAAAGCUUAUGAACUCUCUGUUCUUUGUGAUGCUGAAGUUGCUCUCAUUGUCUUCUCCAGCCGUGGCCGUCUCUAUGAAUACUCCAAUAACAGCAUCAAAACAACUAUUGAGAGGUACAAGAAGGCUUGUUCUGAUAGCUCAGCCACUAGCUCUGUCACUGAAUUAAACACUCAAUAUUAUCAGCAAGAAUCGGCUAAACUGCGUCAACAGAUACAAAUGCUUCAGAAUUCCAACAGCAAUCUUGUUAGGCACUUGAUGGGGGACUCCUUGAGUGCUCUUACUGUCAAAGAACUCAAGCAGCUUGAAAAUAGGCUUGAAAGAGGCAUCACUAGAAUCAGAUCAAAGAAGCAUGAAAUGUUGCUAGCAGAAAUUGAGUACCUUCAGAAAAGGGAGAUUGAGCUGGAGAAUGAAAAUGUGUGUAUUAGAACCAAGAUAGCGGAAGUAGAGAGGGUUCAACAAGCAAACAUGGCCGUAUCUGGACAAGAACUGAAUGCAAUUCAAGCAUUGGCUAAUUCUCGCAAUUUCUUCUCUCCCAAUAUCAUGGAACCUGCUGGACCUGUUUCUUUCUCUCAUCAAGACAAGAAGAUGCUUCAUCUUGGGUGAUGAAAUGAUCUGCAGCUGUUUUGGAGACCAAAAUGAUGGGGACAAUUGUUUGUUUUAAUUAAUAUUCAGAAAAUCAUUGAGAUUACAAAAAGAAUUAAAAUAAAAUAUGCCCAUCAUUUUCUAAGUACAAAAUUUAAUUAAUUUUCCUCAAUGAUCAGUGAUGAUCAGAGCGUGAUGUGAUUUAAUUUGCAGUUGUGUGUUUCAAAUUCUAUAUAUAUUAUUAUAUACACUACGACAUACAUAUGAUAUAUAUGCUACAAUGACUCUAAUGCUAA
Molecule: messenger RNA, 1136 nt
Organism: Cucumis melo (muskmelon)
Lineage: Eukaryota; Viridiplantae; Streptophyta; Magnoliopsida; Cucurbitales; Cucurbitaceae
Product: agamous-like MADS-box protein AGL11
Exons: 9
Coding region: 169-861 (230 amino acids)
Biological process (GO): positive regulation of transcription by RNA polymerase II
Cellular component (GO): nucleus
Molecular function (GO): RNA polymerase II cis-regulatory region sequence-specific DNA binding; DNA-binding transcription factor activity, RNA polymerase II-specific; protein dimerization activity
Source: RefSeq, a predicted model, not a curated record